Messenger RNA from Malania oleifera, 1014 nucleotides. Its product is annotated as 1-aminocyclopropane-1-carboxylate oxidase 1-like. Bases 13 to 1014 code for a protein of 333 amino acids. The transcript has 4 exons. Lineage: Eukaryota; Viridiplantae; Streptophyta; Magnoliopsida; Santalales; Ximeniaceae. The record is from RefSeq and is a predicted model, not a curated record.
GAAAGAGAGAGAAUGGAGAUUCCUGUGAUUGACUUUAACAAGCUUGAUGGCGAGAAGAGGAGAGAAGAAAUGGCUCUGGUGCAUGACGCUUGUGAGAACUGGGGCUUCUUCAUGGUUGAGAAUCAUGGAGUUGACAAAGAGUUGAUGGAGAAGGUGAAGAAACUGGUGAUUUUGCACUAUCAGGAAAGCAUGAAAGAUAGUUUUUAUAUGUCAGGGAUCGCUAAAGGCUUGGACAAAGGGGGAAGUCCCUCAAAUGCAGCAGACUGGGAAAGCACUUUUUUCAUUUCACAUCGACCAACUUCUAACAUCAAUGAGUUUACAAACCUCUCAGAUGAUCUUCGCAAGACAAUGGAUGAAUACAUUGAUCAACUUAUAAAACUAGCAGAAAAGUUGUCAGAACUCAUGUGCAAGAAUCUCGAUUUAGAGAAAGGAUACAUAAAAGAAGUGUUCUCAGGAAAUAUUGGUGCUUCUGUGGGAACAAAAGUCGCUAAAUCCCCUAAAUGUCCUCACCCUGAACUCAUAAAGGGGCUCCGAGAGCACACCGAUGCUGGUGGAAUCAUCCUCCUGCUCCAGGAUGAUCAGGUCCCCGGUCCUGAAUUCUUCAAAGAUGCUAAAUGGGUGGAGAUUCCACCUUCCAAGCACAAUGUCAUCUUUGUAAACACAGGUGACCAAGUCGAAGUGUUGAGUAAUGGAAGGUAUAAGAGUGCCCUGCAUCGCGUCAUAGCAAGCAAGAACGGAAGCAGACUGUCUGUUGCUACCUUCUUCAACCCAGCAGGUGAUGCCAUCAUUUCUCCAGCCCCCAAACUCUUAUAUCCAAAUCACUACCGUUUUCAAGAUUAUAUGAAACUUUAUGCCACAACAAAGUUUGCUGAUACUAUAUUUUAUAGGUUAAACUACAAUUAUGUCCAUACCAUUUCACUGGAAAUGAGACGUUGGUGGCAGGAGAGGCAAAUGAUUUUCCUCUCUUCUGCCACUUCUCCACACAGCAGUUUCUGGGAGAAGGCAGAAAUGUGA